AUGCUGAAACUAAGGUGUAAUAGUGGCACAAGGAUUAGAACUCUUCAGGACCCAUGGAUCCCUGGGAAAGGAAAUUAUUUACUGUCGGCUCGUGGCAACGUUACAGCAGAUGAAAUUCCGCAGCUGGUUUGUGACUUAAUGAAUGAGGACACUUGUAAGUGGAACUCCGCUCUGGUGUCUCGUCUUUUUGAUGAAGAAGAUUAUGCAGCCAUUCUAAAUAUUCCUAUCCCCUACAGUCAUGUAGCCGACAGACUAGUUUGGGACUUCACCAAAGACGGGCAGUAUACAGUGAAGUCCGGCUACUAUAAGGAGCUGCUCAUAAAAGAUGCUGGUGUUGAUAGCCACAGCUACUUCCCUUCGCUUCGCAAGAGUGAGUGGAAAGUGCUUUGGCAGCUAAAGAUUCCCAGCAAAAUUAGAAUUUUCAUUUGGAAGCUUCUCCAUAAAGGAAUUCCAAUUGCAGAGGGCCUUAAUUUUCGGAUUAAAAGCAAUUUAAACUGUCCACACUGCCACGAGAAGGAGGAUAUUCACCACAUGCUGUUCAACUGUGACUUUGCCCGUCGCACCUGGUUCCUUUCCGAUCUGCAUCUAAUCUCGGGGCAAAUUCCAAACCAGACUUUUGAUGUCAUCUGGUCCAACUUCUUAUCAAACCUUCAUUCAGCAGCGGAGAGAGAGUGGUUCCUCUCAGUGUUUGCAUUUAACGCUUGGUCCAUUUGGAAAGCCAGAAAUUCGGCGGUUUUUAAAGACAGUUCAUGGACCAUAGAAGAUACAACUUCCUAUGCGAGACAGUCAAAGAAGGAUUAUGAUGAAGCUAAUGCCGCCCAACUCUCCAAAGUCACAGCCACAGAAAAGAAGUUUCGCAAGUGUAAAACACGACAUCUAUCUAGAUCCCCUCUUCUUAGCGACGCAAUCACUAUCCAAUAUGAUGGAGGAAUUAGCAAGGAAACUCAAUCGGGCUCAGUGGCAGGGAUUGCCUUCAAUAAUUCUGGUCAAUCCUUAGGUAGCUUUGCUCGUAGCUUCAGAGGGAUGUGGGACCCUGGGAUUGUGGAAUUCUUGGCGCUUCGAGAAGCAAGCAGUUGGGCGAAAUUCAACGGUUGGAAUAACGUGAUCUUCGAGGGGGAUGCCAUUCAGGUCUCCAAAUCGGUUAACUCAGGUGCGUGCCAAAUAACCGACGCAUGGGGACUCUGUCAAGAUAUAUGGCUACUUUCUAACUCCUUCAAUCACACAGAAUUUAGAUGGAUCAAAAGGGGACUGAACAAGGAAGCUCACAAAUUAGUCCAAUUAGAGAAAGCUCAGUUCCGUCGGUAUUCUUCUAUAAAUGGGGUAUCUUAA
This is a messenger RNA of Mercurialis annua (annual mercury), 1329 nucleotides long. RefSeq lists its product as uncharacterized. Gene Ontology annotation, molecular function: nucleic acid binding; RNA-DNA hybrid ribonuclease activity. NCBI's taxonomy places the organism in Eukaryota, Viridiplantae, Streptophyta, Magnoliopsida, Malpighiales, Euphorbiaceae. Bases 1 to 1329 code for a protein of 442 amino acids. The transcript is spliced from 2 exons. The record is from RefSeq and is a predicted model, not a curated record.